AAUAAUCUCAAAUCUAGGAAAAGAGAAUUCUCUGAUAUCAAUGAUGUUGAUGGUAUUUAUGGUAUUGUAACAUUAGGAGAUAAAUGGUUAUUUAUUGUUUAUACCUCAGAUGGUUUAAUUGCCUCAACAAGCUGA
Messenger RNA from Funneliformis caledonium, 135 nucleotides. Lineage: Eukaryota; Fungi; Glomeromycota; Glomeromycetes; Glomerales; Glomeraceae. The record is from the annotation of a GenBank genome assembly.